CACAUCAAUGCACACAUGUAUAAAAUUAUUUGAUAGAGAUAAUGAAAACUGAGACGCAUGGUUGCUCUGUCUCUAUCUCUCUCUAAAAAAACUUCAAGCUUCUCUCUCUCUUUUUGGAAUUAAAAGGUUGAACCUUUACUUUUUCUUUUCCCCUCACUUUCUACAGAUCUUGUCUUUCAGCUGAAUACAAAUCUAAAAAUGGACGAGCACCAUACUCAGUACGGUAUACCGGAACUCCGUCAGCUCAUGAAAGGCGGAGUGAGGACGACUACUACGGCAUCACCGUCCACUUCUUCUCAUUUUCCUUCUGAUUUUUUCGGCUUCAACCUCGCCCCGGCUGCGCUGCCGCAAAACCACCGUCUACAUCAGUUCACUACUGACCAGGAGAUGGGUUUCUUGCCACAUGGCAUACACGGGUUGGGUGGGGGUUCUUCAACUGCUGGAAAUAACAGUAACUUAAACAUGAGCACCAGUGGUGGAGGAGUUGGGUUUAGUGGGUUUCUCGACGGAGGAGGUCACGGCGGUAGCGGAGGAACGGGACGGUGGCCGAGACAAGAAACCCUAACUCUGCUGGAGAUUAGAUCUCGUCUUGAUCAUAAGUUCAAAGAAGCUAAUCAAAAGGGACCUCUCUGGGAUGAAGUUUCUAGGAUUAUGUCUGAGGAACAUGGAUACCAAAGGAGUGGGAAGAAAUGCAGAGAGAAGUUUGAGAAUCUUUACAAAUAUUAUAAGAAGACUAAAGAAGGCAAAGCCGGAAGACAAGACGGUAAACACUAUAGAUUUUUCCGGCAGCUUGAGGCGCUCUACGGUGAUUCCAACAACUUGGUUUCAUUUCCCAAUCAUAACACACAGUUCAUGAGCAGUGCUCUUCAUAGUUUUCACACUCAAAACGCUAUGAACAUUAGUACAACAACGUCUAACAUUCAUGACGUUGAUAGUGUUCAUGGUUUCUUACAUCAUCAAAGCCUAAGUAUUUCUAACAACUACAACUCCUCCGAACUGGAACUAGUGACUUCGUCUUCUGAAGGGAAUGAUUCUAAUAGUAGAAGGAAAAAGAGGAGUUGGAAAGCUAAGAUCAAGGAGUUCAUUGAUGUGAACAUGAAGAGGUUGAUAGAGAGACAAGAUAUUUGGCUCGAGAAGCUGACAAAGGUUAUUGAAGACAAAGAGGAUCAAAGGAUGAUGAAAGAAGAGGAAUGGAGAAAGAGUGAAGCUGCGAGGAUUGAUAAGGAGCAUUUGUUUUGGGCUAAAGAGAGGGAGAGGAUGGAAGCUAGGGAUGUGGCGGUUAUUGAAGCAUUGCAGUACUUGACCGGAAAGACGUUGACAAAGCCGUUAUGUUCGUCCCCGGAAGAGAGGAUUAAUGGUAAUAAUGAGAUCCAAAACAAUAGUGAGAAUGUCUCUGUUGAAGGAAGUGGUAGCUGCUGGAAUGAACAAGAGAUCAUAAAGCUUAUGGAGAUAAGAACUAGCAUGGACUCGGCGUUUCAAGAGAUAUUAGGAGAAUGCUCGGAUGAGUUUCUGUGGAAGGAAGUCUCAGCGAAAUUGAUGCAAUUAGGGUUUGAUCACAAAAGUGCCUUAUUGUGCAAGGGAAAGUGGGAAUGUAUAAGCAAUGGAAUGAGGAAAGAAAAGAAGCAAAUCACCAAGAAAAGGAAGGAGAUUUCGUUGAGCUGCGGCGUGUACUAUCCAAGAAACGAGGAAAAUGAGAUAUACAACAAUCAAGAAAGUGGAUAUGAUGAUAAUGAUCAGCAUCAUCGGAUGAAUGGACAAGGCAAUGUAGGCUCUUCAACAUCAAACGCAGCUGCUGGAGACUUGAGAGGCGGAAUGGCGGCUAGUACAAACUGCUUCCCGUUCGUCAUGGGAGAUGGAGAUCAGAAUUUGUGGGAGAGUUAUAGUUUGAGGCUAAGUAAAGGAGAGCAUCAGUGAGUGUGUUUUCGAUGAAAUUAUAUUUAAAUAUCUUAUAUUAGGGUAGAAGGAUUUAUGAUGCCUGUUCUUUUUAUUUUAGUUUGGUUACGACGGUAUCUUCAAGACUAGCAAGGAUAUUUAGAAAAAAAUUAAAUCAAACUUGUUUAUCCCU
This is a messenger RNA of Raphanus sativus (radish), 2065 nucleotides long. RefSeq names its product trihelix transcription factor PTL-like. The record is from RefSeq and is a predicted model, not a curated record. Lineage: Eukaryota; Viridiplantae; Streptophyta; Magnoliopsida; Brassicales; Brassicaceae. Bases 199 to 1914 code for a protein of 571 amino acids. The transcript is spliced from 2 exons.